This is a messenger RNA of Microdochium trichocladiopsis, 796 nucleotides long. RefSeq lists its product as uncharacterized. The record is from RefSeq and is a predicted model, not a curated record. NCBI's taxonomy places the organism in Eukaryota, Fungi, Ascomycota, Sordariomycetes, Xylariales, Microdochiaceae. The coding region runs from base 348 to 701 and encodes 117 amino acids. The transcript has 2 exons.
GGUGUGGUGUGGGUGAGCAGGGAUCCCGUGGCUGACGCAGACGGAGAGAGAGAGAGGGGAAAGGAUGAGAUCAUGCUCAGGGCAUUACGUCACAAGGGUCUGUGGCUUGCGUCUGCCUUCUCAUCGAUCGAUGCGGCGAAGCGAAUGGCAAUGAAAAGGGAUAUAAGAGAUGGAUGCCUACCAGUGUUCAAGCGAUUGAGGUCUUUUUCAAAAAGACAAUCAGAAGUCCAGGUUGCAUCGACUAAGAGAAAGGUCGUGCACAACUACCAAGCUACAAAAGUACACACACAAAAGCAUCAACAGAUACUCAACCCUUUCCCCCAGGCCCUCAACCAACCAAAAAAAAAAUGUCGAACCAGAACAACGGUGGUCUCCUCGGCGGUGUAGUCGGCGGCCUCGACAACGUGCUCACCGGCGGCGAGAAGGCCAACGGCCAGGGCGGCCUGCUCGGCGGUGUCGGCAGCGCCCUCAACAACACGACGCAGGGCGUCGGCAGCGCCCUGAACGACACGACCCGCGGCGUGGGCAACGCGGUCGGGCAGACCACCCAGGGCGUCGGCAGUGCGGUCGGCCAGACCACCCAGGGUGUUGGCAACGCCGUGGGCGGCGCGACCAGCGGGCUUGGAAACGCUGUUGGUGGUGCCACGGGCGGCCAGCAGCAGGGCCAGAAGAAGUCUGGCUUUGGCAGCUACGGCAUUUGAAAAAAACAAAUUGGGAUGCAAGAAUAUGUAUGAUUAAUGAAAACAUAUAACUACGACGUUACGAAAUAUUGGAUUUUGAUUGAAGUUGUUUCUUG